GAAUUGUCACACCAAAUGGAGAACAAGGAUCUCCAAGUCCAGCUUUCAACCAAGCAAGGUUUUCCAGAAGAACUUCCAUCUCUUUUGAAGUGUAUUACCUCCCAAACAAUUGCUGGUUUUGACAGUGUUGAGUGUGGUGGGAUGAAUUAUCAAACUCAGUUGGUUACCAUUCCUAAUCCUCAAGAAGAUGCAACUGCUGGCAAAGGAUUGGAAGCUGCUGAGCUUCAUGGCCAGGUGAAUGUUAUUUUUGGGCCUCCACCAUCUUCACCAGUUGAAGCAACUGAUUGCCAUGAGCCGCAUGCUAUUUCUGUCAGCAUGCCAGCUUCUCCUUCUGGACUUCAUAUUGUGCAAGCUAAAAAAGUCUUAUUCAUUGACAAAGCUGGACCAACUGCCAUUGAUGGGCAACCAAAUCAACCUUCUGACUCUGAUUCCAUCAACUCACGGCAACCACAACAGGGGAAGUUUCAUUCUCAACCCAUAUCAGCAGGGAAUUCAUGUGGCAAGCCAACAGAGGGAAAAGUUAGUGAUCCAUUUGAGAGUCAGUUGAGGAUACCCAGAAAUGAUAGUCAGAGGGACAAACGGUUUGAUCCAUUCAAGACAUGGUCUGGAAAGCUUGAAAGGCAAUUAUCAAAUUUACGUGGAAAGCCACAGGAACCAGAUUUGGAAGCUGCUAAUGAUUGCCAUAGUGCCGAAAAUGAGACCGUGCCUGCUGUUGAUCGCUACUUCGAUGCCUUAGAAGGACCUGAAUUAGACACUUUAAGGGCAACAGAGGUGUCGGUUCUUCCUGAAGACAAGAAGUGGCCUUUCCUUCUUCGUUUCCCAAUUUCUUCUUUUGGUAUGUGCCUUGGUGUGAGCAGCCAAGCUAUCUUGUGGAAGACCUUAGCCAUAUCUCCAUCUAUGAGUUUCCUACAUGUAAGCUUGACUGUCAACCUCGUACUCUGGUGCAUCUCUCUUGCACUGAUGGCAACUAUAUUCCUCAUUUACUUUUUGAAAAUCAUCUUCUUCUUUGAAGCGGUUCGAAGGGAAUACCAUCACCCAAUCCGUGUCAAUUUCUUCUUUGCUCCUUGGAUAGCUUGUCUUUUCUUGGUACUUGGUCUGCCACCAUCAGUUACAGUUAAUGUUCAUGCUGCUAUCUGGUAUGUUCUAAUGGCUCCUAUCUUUUGCCUUGAGCUCAAAAUUUAUGGUCAGUGGAUGUCUGGGGGCCAACGAAGGCUCUCAAAGGUGGCAAAUCCAUCAAACCAUUUAUCAAUCGUGGGAAACUUUGUGGGUGCAUUGCUCGGCGCAUCAAUGGGACUUAAAGAAGGGCCUAUUUUCUUUUUUGCUGUUGGAUUAGCUCACUAUACAGCUUUUGUAACUCUGUACCAGAGGCUUCCUACAAAUGCAACACUCCCGAAGGAGCUUCAUCCAGUAUUUUUCUUAUUUGUAGCAGCACCCAGUGUUGCUUGCAUGGCGUGGGCAAAGAUUCAUGGGGACUUUGACUAUGGGUCAAGGAUAGCUUACUUCAUUGCCAUGUUCCUCUAUGCUUCUCUGGCCGUGCGAAUUAAUUUUUUCCGAGGUUUCAGGUUCUCACUGGCAUGGUGGGCAUAUACGUUUCCAAUGACCGGUGCUGCAGUUGCAACCAUCAAGUACUCAAUGGAAGUGACAAAUGUAUUAACUCAGUCACUUUCUGUUGGGCUCUCCGCAAUCUCUACCUUCACAGUAACAGCUCUGCUGGUGUCCACCAUUAUUCAUGCUUUUAUCCUCCAUGACCUCUUUCCCAAUGACAUCUCUAUUGCUAUCACACAGAAGAGACCAAAGUUCAGUAAGAAGCUUGCACAUCUGAGGUCAGCAAGCUCAGACAUGAAAGACAUAGAAGCAUCUCUUCCCAAAAACAAUCCAGAGCUAGAGCUUUGAAUUUUUUGGCAUAUUCACACUUUCGGUGCAUUAUGUUCUGUCGGAUCCUUAUCUGCCACAAGUGAAUUAAAGAUCUGAAAAAAUGUUCUGCUACUCUGUUAUAUGAACCAUGUGCAGAUAAUCUGGAGAUGAAGACAGUAUCAUGAGCACUCUGUAUAGGAUAGAAUUUGUUCAUUAAAGAAGUGUGUUUAUUUGUUGGUUCAAGUAAGUCUUAUAGUCGGCUCCUGUCAUUGUAUGACUUUGGUAAAUUAGUCAAUGUAUGUUCUCUAAGUCUAUGGAGAAACGUAUGAACUUUUCUCCACCAUCUGUCCUUGGUUGGUGGGCGUUCAUUUGUUGUCUAUUAUUGAAGAGUUGAACUUUAUCAUCAGACAUCGUCAAGGCCGUGUGAGUUAAUCGCAUGAUGUAUCAUCUACUAGAAUUACAUGAAAUUUAUUCAUUAUUCCUUCUUUA
Elaeis guineensis (African oil palm) is the source of this 2343-nucleotide messenger RNA. The record is from RefSeq and is a predicted model, not a curated record. NCBI's taxonomy places the organism in Eukaryota, Viridiplantae, Streptophyta, Magnoliopsida, Arecales, Arecaceae.